GAUAUUGACCAAUUUAGUUGCACACUUGCUUUAGAAAAGUCAACACAAAAUUUCAACAAAGUGAAAAUGAAUUCAAUAUUUUGUGCAUUGUUCGUGUUGUCUUUGACAAUAACCAAUAUUGGAUCACAAUCAGUGGAAUGUGAAGGAGAAGAAUUUGCACCCCAUCCCUUCUAUUGCGACGGGUAUCUUAGUUGUUCUCAUGGUUACUUCGUUGAAAUGUUUUGCCCUCCUGGCCUUUAUUUUAAUGCAGACAUUAAUGUUUGCGACUGGCCAGAGAACGUAAUCUGCUCACCUAGUUCAGAAACACCUCCGAGCUGGAAUACAACAACACCAAGCUGGAAUACAACAACACCAAGCUGGAAUACAACGACUCCAAAUGGGAAUACAACAACACCGGACUGGAGCACAACAACACCGACCUGGGACACAACGACACCGAGCUGGAAUUCCACUACUUCAAACAGCACUUUUAGCACUCCCGUCGAUCCAACGGAAACAACUCCAGAUUGGGGAACGAGUGACGUCUGGAAUACCACUACUUCAAACAGCACAGAUCAACCGACUGAAACAGCUCCGACCUGGGAAACUACUGAAGUCUGGAAUACCACUACUACAAACAGCACGUUUAGUACUCCAGAGAAUCCAACUGGAACGUUUCCCGGUCAACCGACUGGAACAACUCCGGGAACUUUUGUCUCAACUGCACUCCCUUAAAAAUUAAAUACUUCGAGUUCAACAAAAUUCUAAGAUUGUAAUUUUGUUUUUAAUUUUUAUUUCAAACUUUUGUACUAAGCGAAGGAUUAAA
This is a messenger RNA of Bradysia coprophila, 805 nucleotides long. RefSeq lists its product as uncharacterized. Gene Ontology annotation, molecular function: chitin binding. The record is from RefSeq and is a predicted model, not a curated record. Lineage: Eukaryota; Metazoa; Arthropoda; Insecta; Diptera; Sciaridae. Gene Ontology annotation, cellular component: extracellular region.